AGUGGAAAAGCAUCCUUAAUAUCCCACUCCAGGGGGAAAACGGUGCAAAAACGAGUGAGCGUUUUAGUUACAGUAACAUUAUCUUUAAACAAGUGCUUCGUUUAUUUUCACACGUGUAACCAAUAAACAUUUUAUUUUGAAAGUACUUUUCGGAAGCCUUAUGUUAAGGUUAACGCAUGUCUUGCACUUUUGACAGCAGGAGUGCGUAUUUGUUUGCAAGUAUUGUGUAAUAUAGACAGUGCGUAGACAUCGGACAAUGGCCUCCGAUGGCGGAAUUCAGAUACCGAGCCAUCUCCCGCUGCUGCUGACCCAUGAAGGGGUGCUCCUCCCGGGCUCCACCGUCAGAAUCAGCGUGGACUCUCCGCGGAACAUGCAGCUGGUCAGCCAGCGGCUGUUGAAGGGGACUUCUCUGAAAAGCACAAUCAUAGGAGUGAUUCCUAACACCAGAGACCCACAACAAGACACCGAUGACCUCCCCACCUUGCAUAAAAUUGGUACAGCGGGGAUAGCAGUGCAGGUGGUGGGCAGCAACUGGCCAAAGCCCCAUUACACCCUCCUCAUCACCGGAUUGUGCCGCUUUAGGGUGUCCAGUCUACUUAAGGAGCGACCCUUUGUCCUUGCAGAGGUGGAGCAGCUGGAUAAACUGGAGCAGUACACGACCCCAGCAACAGAGGGGCUCACAGUGGAAGAUGGAGAGCUGGGAGAGCUGUCCCACAAGUUCUACCAGGCGGCCGUACAGUUGUUAGGUAUGUUGGACAUGUCAGUUCCAGUGGUGGCUAAGUUCCGGCGUCUGUUGGACAGUCUGCCAAGAGAAACUCUACCUGAUGUGGUAGCCUCCAUGAUCCGCACCUCAAACAUGGAGAAACUGCAGGUCCUGGAUGCGUUGACCUUGGAAGAGCGAUUUAAGAAGGCUCUGCCCAUGUUGACCAAACAGAUAGAGGGACUAAAACUGCUGCAGAAAACCAGGAAGAAAAGUCCUGACAAUGAGAAGAGGGUGUUAUCAGUUCGUAAAGGUGGAGUGUUCCCGGGCCGGCAGUUCAACCUGGAUGAGGAAGAUGAAGAUGAGGAUGGCGAUGACACUGCGGCCUUGGAAAGGAAGGUCCACGGGGCAAAGAUGCCUGAAGCUGCACAUAAAGUUUGCCUCAAAGAGCUCAAGAGAUUGAAAAAGAUGCCUCAGUCCAUGCCUGAGCAUGCCCUGACCAGAAACUACUUGGAUUUGAUGGUAGAGCUGCCAUGGAGCAAAAGCACCAAAGACUGCCUGGACAUCCAAGCCGCUCGCACUCUAUUGGACAACGAUCACUAUGCCAUGAAUAAGCUGAAGAGACGCGUGCUGGAGUAUCUGGCUGUGAGACAGCUGAAGACUUCCCUGAAGGGACCUAUCCUCUGCUUUGUGGGGCCGCCAGGAGUCGGUAAGACCAGUGUGGGACGCUCCAUAGCCAGGACUCUAGGCAGAGAGUUUCACCGCAUCGCUUUGGGAGGCAUCUGUGACCAGUCUGACAUCCGAGGACACAGGCGCACAUAUGUAGGGAGCAUGCCCGGCCGCAUCAUUAACGGUCUGAAGACGGUAGCAGUCAAUAAUCCUGUGUUCCUACUGGACGAGGUGGACAAACUGGGGAAGAGCCUGCAAGGAGACCCUGCAGCUGCACUGCUAGAGGUCCUGGACCCCGAGCAGAACCACAGCUUCACAGACCAUUACCUCAAUGUGGCCUUUGACCUCUCCCAAGUGCUCUUUAUUGCCACUGCAAACACCACAGCGACCAUUCCCCCGGCGCUGCUGGACAGGAUGGAGGUGCUGCAGGUACCAGGCUACACUCAGGAGGAGAAGGUGGAGAUAGCUCACCGACACCUGAUCCCAAACCAGCUGGAGCAGCAUGGAUUAACACCUCAACAGCUGCAUAUACCACAGGAUACCACACAGGAUAUCAUCAGCAGUUACACUCGUGAGGCGGGGGUGCGCUCCCUAGAGAGGAAGUUUGGGGCGAUCUGCCGAGCCGUGGCUGUGAAGGUCGCUGAAGGUCACCGAGUCACUAAGACGGUGGCUUUGACCCCCGAGGGACCAACACAACAGGGGGACAAGGCAGCGCCGCCAGAGAUGCCCAUAGUGAUCGACCACGUCGCCCUGAGAGACAUCCUUGGACAUGCUCUGUUUGAAAUGGAGGUGUCUGAGAGGCUCACCCUGCCUGGUGUGGCUGUGGGCCUGGCCUGGACGCCCCUCGGUGGAGAGAUCCUGUUUGUGGAAGCCAGUCGAAUGGAGGGAGAAGGUCAGCUCACUCUGACCGGUCAGCUGGGAGACGUUAUGAAAGAAUCCGCCCAUCUGGCUAUCAGCUGGCUCAGAGCAAACGCUAAAACCUACCAGCUUACCAACAUGGUGGGGGGGCCAGACCCACUUGAAGGGACAGACAUCCACCUCCACUUCCCCGCUGGAGCUGUCACCAAGGACGGCCCCUCUGCAGGUGUUACCAUAGUGACCUGCCUAGCCUCGCUGUUCAGUGGCCGAUUGGUCCGAUCAGACGUUGCCAUGACGGGAGAGAUCACGCUAAGAGGGCUGGUGCUGCCGGUGGGCGGGAUCAAGGACAAGGUCCUGGCGGCUCACAGGGCGGGAGUGAAGCGCGUCAUCCUCCCGAAACGCAACGAGAAGGACCUGGAGGAGCUCCCCGCUAACGUCCGAGCCAAACUCGACUUUGUUACAGCCGCAAACCUGGACGAGGUGCUGAACGCUGCCUUUGACGGAGGCUUUCCAGGGACAGACAGCACGCACACACAGCCUCAGCUGAUCAGCAAACUGUAACACACUGAUGAAAACACACUGAUAAACACAGACACACAGACACACACACACACAGACUCCCAACAGAGAGCGUGUCAUCAACUUUGACUUUGUAGCGUGUAAAGAGUCCGUGUGCACAGCGGUUGUCCUGACAAGUCAUGUUGAUCUAUUCGCUGUUGAGUUUUUCAUGUUGAAAGGAUACGGAAGAAUGUUUGGGGAAAAACAAGAGGGAAAAGAUUUUUUAUUUUAUUUUGCAUUUCGUGAACAAAGCCGAAGUUUCAGUAUAUGUGCUAACGCUAGUCGUUUGAUUUAUUCUGACUGACUUUUGUUCCCCAAAUAAUAUUUAAAUUUCAUUCCAAACAUUUCGACUUUAUUAGUAACAUUCAACUUUAUUCCUGAAAUGCAAAAUAACAUUUAAAAAAUCCCCCCUGGCCCUAAUACUCUUCCGUACAAAGAUUAUUAUUUUAUUAAGUGCUACAAUUCAGUCGAGUCGAGCCCUGUAGGAUAAUUCAGUUUACAAGUGCACAACAACUUUGUUCUGGGAAGUUAUAAAAGUAAUGCUGUAAAUCACAAACAGCUUUUCACAGUCUAGUCACGUCCCCACUGAGUGCUGUCAUGUUGGAGCAUUUGUAUUAUAUUAACAGUACUGCUGUUGCCAAGUCGAAUAACUGAGCUUAUUAAUGCAUUAACACAUUGCUUGGCACAUGCAACUCCUGUGGAUUGUUAGUUUGUGCUGAAAAGUAAAGGCAAAGCAGUCUGCUGCGAUGGUUUGUGCAUGUGGUGAUAACGAAUGACUGUGUUUAAUCACACAUUGUGAUCCAGUGUCGGAUUUCAGCUAAUUGCUGGAUGUUUUAGCAGUUCUUGUAAAUACAGAUUUUGAAAUGUAUGAGCUGUACAAUUUUUAGAACUACUGACAUGAAAAGACUGCGUUUAGUUUGGUCCUACAGGAUGUAUACUGAGGCCCUGCCCGAGUGUGGAAACAAUUUGUCUGGAAAAACAUUCUUAUGACAGAAUCCAAAUUUUUCUGACUAAAUGUAGAAGAAGGUGGUUGGAGCAGUAAUAACUGUAUACAUCAAUAAAUAACAUUGCUAGUUGACAUGA
Cottoperca gobio is the source of this 3868-nucleotide messenger RNA. It is a transcript of the gene lonp2, whose product is annotated as lon peptidase 2, peroxisomal. Lineage: Eukaryota; Metazoa; Chordata; Actinopteri; Perciformes; Bovichtidae. The record is from RefSeq and is a predicted model, not a curated record. Gene Ontology annotation, molecular function: ATP binding; serine-type endopeptidase activity; ATP-dependent peptidase activity. Gene Ontology annotation, biological process: protein catabolic process; protein quality control for misfolded or incompletely synthesized proteins.